AUGGAUCUUCGAGGUGUCUUUGUUUUGCUUCUCUGUUCGUUAUUGGCAGUUGUCAUAGGACAGGAGGAUUCGGAAACAUCCUUCUACGCGGGACGCCUACUACCGUCAUCAUUUGGCAUGGGAUGGAAAGGGUAUAUGAUGCCAAUAUACACUGGAGAGAAGAGAUCAAUGACGGAGAAAAUGAAGAGUUUGAAGGGCAGAUAUAACGGACAAAUUCGUGAUAUUCUAUUCGGGAAGUGA
Molecule: messenger RNA, 240 nt
Organism: Necator americanus (New World hookworm)
Lineage: Eukaryota; Metazoa; Nematoda; Chromadorea; Rhabditida; Ancylostomatidae
Exons: 3
Coding region: 1-240 (79 amino acids)
Source: RefSeq, a predicted model, not a curated record